Musa acuminata subsp. malaccensis (wild Malaysian banana) is the source of this 2294-nucleotide messenger RNA. RefSeq names its product serine/threonine-protein kinase STY46. Gene Ontology annotation, biological process: signal transduction; protein phosphorylation. Gene Ontology annotation, cellular component: cytoplasm. NCBI's taxonomy places the organism in Eukaryota, Viridiplantae, Streptophyta, Magnoliopsida, Zingiberales, Musaceae. The record is from RefSeq and is a predicted model, not a curated record. Gene Ontology annotation, molecular function: protein kinase activity; ATP binding.
AGGAAGGAAGCAGAGGGCUUGGACGUGACAUGGCGAUCGUAAGGCUGCUCCUAUCCGAAAAGAAGGGAUAAAAAAAAUCCUUCUUUAGGCCGUCUCUUCGGACUUUCCACUAACGCCGAAACAUUCUGCGCUUUUCUUUUCUCCUCCGCUUCACUUCCUCUGGUAUCUCCGCCGCUUUGCAGUAUUCCUUGACUGCCGGAGAUCCUUCUUCUUGUUCCCUUUUCAUUCGGAACCCUAGCUUCGGUCCGUGGACAUGGGCGCUUCCGCUUCCGCUUCCGAGUCCUAGCCUCAGAGCUCCAGCCCCGCGACCGACAUGGACGAAGGCGAGGGCGAGAGCUCGUCGCCCGCGAGGCCCCUCGGCGGCCCCUCCCCCCGCGACGCCUUAAGGAACGAAAUCUACGAGCGGCUGCUCGACAGCGGCAACGAGGAGGUCAUAUCCAAUCCCAACCUCCGCGACCUGCUCGACGCCCACCUCAGCCGCUUGCCCCUCAGAUAUGGGCUUGAUCUGAACAUGGAAAGAGUAGAGGACGUGCUAUUGCAUCAGAAGAUUCUUGCAGAUGCUGAGGACCCAGACAAACGACCGAUCUUCCAUGUCCGCUUCAUGAAGGUACAAAAGUGCAUUCAGACCGGUGCAUGUGAGGAUGAUGCCCAGCAACAAUCUGUGAGAAUUGAUUCAAAUGGAAAAGGAUAUAGUGAUAUUGUCCAUGAAGGAGACAUGGUGCCAAAUUUAAGAAACAGAGACCGGGGAAUUGAAUUUGAACCUUGUUCAAAGCUUGAAGAUCUGAAUUUAGAUGUUAAAGAUAUUGCUCAAGAAAUCAGAGAUUCAAAGGAGGUUCAUUCUAUGAGGCACGAUAUCAAGGAUGUCGCGAUUCAUGAGAUAAUAUUUUCAUCAAUUGACAAGCCCAAGCUCCUUAGCCAGUUAUCUGCUUUGCUUGCCGACAUUGGGUUGAACAUCCGUGAAGCUCAUGUUUUUUCAACAACUGAUGGUUAUUCCUUGGACGUGUUUGAAGUUGAUGGUUGGCCAGAAGAGGAAACAGAUGGUUUGCUGAAGGAGCUGGAUGAUGCAGCCAUUGCAUAUAAUGAGGGUUCCUUGUCUGGCGCAUCUCGUUGUUCGUCCACCGAAAAGGUGCUGGGUUCACAAUCAAAGGUUGUUGAUUGGGAAAUUGAUAGAAGAUUUUUGAAGAUGGGAAAAAAGAUUGCACGUGGAUCUUGUGGAGAUUUGUAUCGUGCAACUUACUUGGGUCAGGAUGUUGCGGUGAAGAUUCUUAGAGCUGAUCAGCUAAAUGAAGCUUUGUUGCUGGAAUUUAAUCAAGAAGUAGAUAUUUUAAGGAGAGUUCACCAUAAAAACAUUGUUCACUAUAUAGGUGCAUGUGUGAAGCCUACAGAACUUUGCAUAAUAACAGAAUACAUGACUGGUGGAAACCUUUAUGAUCAUCUACAUAAGCAGCACAUAUCUUUGGAGCUCCCACACUUGCUGAAGUUCUCCAUUGAUAUCUGCAAAGGAAUGGACUAUUUGCACCAAAACAACAUUAUUCAUAGGGAUCUCAAGACAGCAAACCUGCUGUUGGAUGCCAACAGUGUUGUAAAGGUGGGUGACUUUGGUGUGGCUCGGUUUCAGAAUCAAGAGGGAGUCAUGACUGCUGAAACUGGUACAUACAGAUGGAUGGCCCCUGAGGUUAUAAACCAUCAACACUAUGACAAUAAGGCAGACGUGUUCAGUUUCGCAAUUGUUCUAUGGGAGUUAGCAACAUCAAGGGUUCCAUAUGAUAAUAUGACACCCUUGCAAGCUGCUCUGGGAGUAAGACAGGGCCUACGGCCAGAUAUUCCAAAGGAUAUGCAUCCUACAUUAGCAGCUUUGAUGCAGAGAUGCUGGGACGAGAUUCCUUCUAAACGACCCUCUUUUGAAGAGAUAACUCAAGAACUCGAGGAACUCUUGCACCAAGUUCAGGCAUCGAGUAAAACAAGCCCAUGAUGAACGUACCCAGAGAUUCAAGUUUAAUGUCAAUUGUGAGCACCAAAGUUUUACGGUCUACCUUGCAGGACAUUAGGUUUGGCAUUGUGUACAAAGGACUUGAGAUUUCUCGGUCGCAUUGAUUCAUACAUCAUACCGCCACUAUAGGUUUUUACAUGGAAGUACAUGUUCUGUCCCCCUACAACGAAGCUGAGACAUUGAAUUCUACUGUAAAUAUUCCUCGAGCUUUUUCAUGGAUGAGGCAUCCAUGCCUGUGUCUCACAUAUACUAACCCUUUUUCCUGUCAAAUAGAACUGGGAAAUCACAAAUGGACGGUUUCGGA